This is a messenger RNA of Theobroma cacao (cacao), 2998 nucleotides long. Its product is annotated as zinc finger BED domain-containing protein DAYSLEEPER-like. The record is from RefSeq and is a predicted model, not a curated record. NCBI's taxonomy places the organism in Eukaryota, Viridiplantae, Streptophyta, Magnoliopsida, Malvales, Malvaceae. Gene Ontology annotation, molecular function: DNA binding; protein dimerization activity.
GCGCACCGCCUUCGUUAAUUUCCCACCCCUCUCAUCGAAAAAGGCCUAAAAUUCGAGAUCUUCUUCUAGCCCUAGCCCUAGGUCCAAUUCCAAAUUAGGGUUUUAUUUGUUUUUUUCUUUUGCUCUCAACCGAGAAAUAAAAAGCUCUAAACUUGAAAGCUCUGAACCUUUUUUGGCGCUUGGCCGCUCAAGCCCAAUUACUCCCCUUUGCUUCUUCUUCGUCUUCCUCCUUUGCGCUUCCCUCUGGUACCCAAAAUUCAAAAUAUUAUGUUUUUUAACUCCUUCAAUUUCAGAAUAAGGUGUUAUAUAUCUAAAACCUAGUUUUGGAUCUGCUGUUCGUGUUUAUUGUCGGUGAAACGAGGAAUAUUACAUUAAGAUGGAGACUGCAAUUAUUCCUGUUACCCCUAACAUGCCUGUUACACCAAUUACUCCUACUGAUAACAGUGAGCCACUUAAUUCUGAAGUACAGCCCAAUAAACGUAGGAGGAAGAAGUCUAUUGUCUGGGAUCAUUUUACUGUGGAGACUGUAGGAGAUGGAUGCAUCCGGGCCUGCUGUAACCAGUGCAAGAAAUCAUUUGCAUACAUUACUGGUUCAAAGCUAGCUGGUACGAGCCACCUCAAAAGACACAUUGCCUUGGGAAUCUGUCCAGUAAGCAGGCAGAGAAAUCAACAGACACCAGACUCUAAAGCUGGUAAUGCUACUGAAGAACCAAGAAAAAGAUACAGAGCUACUCCUGGAUUUGCAAAUAACCUUUUUAACCAGGAACGGUGCAACCAUGAGGUUGCUAAGAUGAUUAUAAUGCAUGAGUAUCCCCUCCACAUUGUGGAACACCCUGGUUUUAUUGGAUUUGUUCGGACUCUUCAACCCCAGUUCAAUACGAUGAGCUUUAACACUAUUCAAGGUGAUUGUGUCGCUAUGUUCCUGAAAGAGAAGCAAAGCCUCAUCAAUUUUAUCAGUGAAAUUCCUGGACGGGUCAGCCUUACAUUGGAUUUGUGGACUUCAAAUCAAACUGUUGGCUAUGUUUUCAUAACGGGUCAAUUCAUUGAUACAGAGUGGAAUUUGCAUUGCUGCCUGCUUAAUGUAGUCAUGGUACCUUCUCCUGAUUCAGACAGUGCCUUACAGCAAGCUGUUGUGUCUAGCCUAUGUGAUUGGCAUUUGGAGAACAGGCUAUUUGCCCUCACUCUUGACCAGUCCUUCUCAAAUGAAAACAUAAAUGGAAAUCUCAGAGCUCUUUUUUCUGUCAGGAACCCUUAUAUGUUUCAUGGUCAGUUAUUGGUUGGAAAUUGCUUUGCUCGUGUUGUAAGUAUUCUUGCACAAGAGGUGCUAUGGGCUGUGGGGGAAACGGUGAAAAAAGUACGGGAAAGUGUCAAGUUUGUGAAAACCUCCGAUACGCAUGAAGAGACCUUUUUUCAUCUAAGGGAACAGCUUAAAGUCCCUAGCACGAAAGACAUAUUCAUUGAUGACCAAACAAAAUGGAAUACAACAUAUGACAUGUUGGUGGCUGCCUGUGAACUAAAGCAAGUAUUUCUUUGCUUGGAGACCUCUAUUCCCGAUUACAAGAUAGCCCCAUCAAUAGAUGAUUGGAAGCAAGUAGAAAUUAUCUGCAAUUACUUGAAGCUUUUCUUUGAUGCUGUCAGCAUUCUAACUGGCCCAGCAUACCCGACUGCCAGUGCAUUCUACCAUGAAGUGUCAAAAGUUCAAUUAGAGUUGUCGCAUGCAGCAAUGAGCAAUGACCCCUUUGUCAGCAACUUGACCAAACCUUUGAAGGAGAAGUUUGAUAGAUACUGGAGUGAUUGCUUCUUAGUUUUGGCAAUUGCUGUGGUAAUGGAUCCAAGAUUCAAAAUGAAGCUUGUUGAAUUUAGCUUCUCUAGGAUAUAUGGCGAGGAUGCUGGAAUGUGGAUUAAGAUUGUUGAUGAUGGUAUCCAUGAGCUCUACCUUGAGUAUAUUGCACAGGCGCUUCCUCCACCUGAAACAUUUAUGGAAGAAGGGAAUGGGGGCAUCACCCCUGAAGGGACUGGGAGCAUCACCCCUGAAGGGAAUGGGGGCAUCACCCCUGAAGGGAAUGGGGGCAUCAUCCCUAAAACCGAACCUCCUGAAGAAGUAUACUGUCAAGAAGUAUCCCAUGAAGACGUAGCUCAUCAAGAAGUAUCCCAUGAAGACAUAGCUCAUCAAGAAGUAUCCCAUCAAGAAGCAGCUCAUCAAGAAAUAUCCCAUCAAGAAGUAGCUCAUCAAGAAAUAUCCCAUCAAGAAUUAGCUCAUCAAGAAAUAUCCGAUCCAGAAGUACCUUCUCAAGAUCCCCUUAUUUCUAUUGGAGAUGGACUUUCAGAUUUUGAGGUCUAUAUUUCUGAGAUCAGUGGUAGCCAGCAGAUGAAAUCAGAAUUGGAUCAAUAUCUUGAAGAGUCUCUUUUGCCUCGGGUACAAGAUUUUGAUAUUUUGGGUUGGUGGAAACUAAACAAGACAAAGUACCCUACUCUCUCAAGGAUGGCUGCUGACAUUUUGUCAAUACCAUUUUCUACUGUUGGUCCAGAUUCUGUCUUUGACACUGAGAGAAAAAGGAUGGAUAACUACCGCAGUUCGUUACGUCCAGUGACACUCGAAGCUCUCAUUUGUGCAAAGGAUUGGCUCCAGUAUGGAGCAUUACAGAAUGCAAAUGUGAAACCGGAAUUCUAGGUGUAGGUUUCCUUUUCAUCUUUCAUAGGAUACAGUAGUCUUAUAGUCUUUAGGUCUCUUAGUGCUGUCUCGUGUCAUUAUAAAUUCUCUUCCCCCUCAGAGAUGGUUUACAGGAUUCAGGUUAGCUGCUAGUCAUGAUUCUUGGAUUCAGUGAAUCAGUUCCUUUGAUUAACUUAAUUUUCCUUUAUGGUUAUGGUGUUUUAUUAGCUCCUCUCUUUUGACGCAUUUAUUGUUCUUUUUUUGUUUACAUAACAGAUCUACUGAUGUAUGUAACUUGCUUACAAUUUAUUGAGUAAUUAGUAGCCUUGGCACAGCUAUUUUUAGACC